This is a messenger RNA of Tarenaya hassleriana, 2601 nucleotides long. RefSeq names its product pentatricopeptide repeat-containing protein At1g74600, chloroplastic. The transcript has a single exon. Bases 374 to 2389 code for a protein of 671 amino acids. The record is from RefSeq and is a predicted model, not a curated record. Gene Ontology annotation, biological process: RNA modification. Gene Ontology annotation, molecular function: RNA binding; protein binding. NCBI's taxonomy places the organism in Eukaryota, Viridiplantae, Streptophyta, Magnoliopsida, Brassicales, Cleomaceae.
CAUAACUAAUUGGUAAUUCCUUUGUUCACUCAGUGAGUCCCUACGGUUGCGGAAGAUGGCGGAACUUCCAUGAAUAGACAGCUACCAUUUUCAGGGAACAAUUACUUUGGAUCAGUUUCCACAUUAUCUGAAUCAUAGACAUGUACAGGAAGCUGCAAGAUUUCAAUAGGGUUAUGGUUAAAUUUCCAUUGCAUGAACAAGAUGAUCUGUUCUUGCAACAUUUAGUUUUCUGGUAUACUCGUUUACUCCGGGAAAUGAACUGCUAAAAUGGCCAAUGGAGGGAUCAGACAUCUUUUUGUUUGGUUACCAAGUGAUAUGGAAACCUGUCUUGUCUUAAACUCGAUUUGGCAUUUGUAGCUCGGAGAUACAUAUCAUGUCUCAGGCCAAAGUUGUGCCCACUCUUCGCAGACUAGCGUCGUUAGCUCAACAACGGUGUCCUGCUCCAGCCAUGGCUGCUGCUCCAUUAGAGCUGGGCUCCUAUCUUGAGGAAAACCUUAAUCAGGUUGUUUAUUCGCAUAACCGAGAGAUCGACCGUUUUAUAAAGUCCGGAAACCUGACCUAUGCACAAGACCUGUUCGAUCGAAUGUCCGAACGGGAUGUUGUCUCCUACAACCUCGUGAUUUCUGGUCAUAGCCACAAUGGGUGCCCUACACAAGCUAUGGAACUUUACGCUGAGAUGGUCUCCGGUGGUGUUAGAGAGAGCGCUUCGACGUUUUCUUCCGUUCUGAGUAUAUGUAGCGAUGCUGAGUUCUGGAGAGAAGGAGUUCAAGUCCAUUGCAGGGUGAUCUCGCUUGGGUUUGGAGGAAAUCUGUUCGUGGCUUCGUCGCUUGUUGGUCUUCACAUGUCCAUGCGGCUUCAAGAUGUAGCCUUGAAGUUGUUCGAGGAAAUGCCUGUGAGAAAUGUUGCAGCCUGCAAUCUGUUAUUACGUUGGUUUUCAGAGAACAGAGACACAGAGCAGUUGUUUGGAGUCCAUCGUAGGAUGGAACUGGAAGGUGUUGCCUUAAAUGGGCUUACAUACUGUUAUAUGAUCCGUGGUUGCUGUAAUGAUGUGUUAUUCGAUGAAGGGAAGCAACUGCAUUCACGUGUGAUUAAAUCCGGAUGGACCGAUUCUAAUAUCUUUGUGGCUAAUGCAUUGGUGGACUUCUACUCUUCUUGUGGUAGUUUAAUUGAAGCCAAGAAGUCAUUCGAAGCUGUUCCUGAAAUGGAUGUUAUAUCCUGGAACUCGAUUGUUUCGGCCUUUGCAGAUCACGGGUCCUUGCUCGAUUCUGUUGCUUUGUUCAGAAGGAUGCAGUUCUGGGGAAUGAGACCGUCGAUAAGGUCGUUUGUGGCAUUUCUGAAUUUCUGCACCAGAAAUGGCGAUGCCCAGUUUGGCAAGCAAACACAUUGUUAUAUUCUGAAAAUGGGGUUAGAUACUUCUUCGAGUAUUCAUGUCCAGUCUGCCCUAAUCGACAUGUAUGGAAAAUGCAACGACGUCGAGAGCUCCGUCUCUGUUUACCGGACUUUGCCUGCCCCAACUCUCGAGUGUUGUAACUCUUUGAUGACUUCUCUGAUGCAUUGUGUGAUCACCUCAGACGUCAUUGAGAUGUUCUGUCUGAUGAUUGAUGAAGGAAUCGGAAUAGAUGAAGUAACUCUCUCCACAGUGCUAAAGGCCUUAUCACUCUCUGCCCCUCCAAGCUUUCCCAGCUUCACAUCGGUACACUGUUGCGCUGUCAAAUCAGGAUAUGCAACUGAGACCGCAGUAUCGUGCUCUUUGAUCGAGGGUUACUCAAGAUGCGGUCAGGUAGAACUAUCUCGGAAGGUUUUCGAUGAUACUGCUUCCCCUAACGUCUUCUGUUUCACAUCUAUCAUCAGCGGUUAUGCUCGAAAUGGGAUGGGACGAGAUUGCAUUAACACGCUUAGAGAAAUGGAUCAAAAGGGUGUCGUUCCGGACGAAGUCACACUCUUGUGCGUAUUGUCAGGGUGCAGCCAUUCGGGGCUGGUGGAGGAAGGACAGUUGGUGUUCGAAUCGAUGGAAUCAAAGUAUGGAAUUUCUCCAGGAAGGAAACAUUAUUCUUGCAUGGUGGAUGUGCUAGGGCGUGCCGGUUUGGUGGAGAAAGCUGAAGAGCUUCUUCUGCAGUCGCCACCCGUAGAAUCUGACUGCGUUUCUUGGAGCUCUUUGUUGCAGAGUUGCCGGUUGCAUAGAAAAGAAGCAAUCGGGAGAAGGGCAGCGACUGUCUUGUUGGAUCUUGCACCCAAUAAUUUCUCAGUUCACAUUCAAGUUUCCAACUUUUACUCUGAGAUCGGAGAAUCUGAGCUCUCCAUCCGAAUAAGAGAAAUUGCCAAGUCACAUCAGCUCAUGAGGGAGAUCGGUUUCAGCUCUGUCGUCGUCAAUAUUUCAGAACAGUUGUGACGUGUCUUUUUUUUUAAUUAACUUCAUGUGAUGUGGCACUUUUCUGUUGGUUGGACACCAUCUGCGAGACUACGACUCAUUAGCCAUAUACACCGCCACCGCGUCUUCCAAGGGUAGUCCUGGUAUGUCGCAAAAGGAAACAUCUACUUAGUGAUGUGGCGGUUUCUGAUUGGUCGGACCACAGAAUACUUGCUGAGCAUCCGCACUCGGUC